Vicia villosa (hairy vetch) is the source of this 1213-nucleotide messenger RNA. Its product is annotated as NEDD8-specific protease 1-like. The transcript is spliced from 3 exons. Bases 262 to 969 code for a protein of 235 amino acids. Gene Ontology annotation, molecular function: deNEDDylase activity; cysteine-type peptidase activity. The record is from RefSeq and is a predicted model, not a curated record. Gene Ontology annotation, biological process: proteolysis. Lineage: Eukaryota; Viridiplantae; Streptophyta; Magnoliopsida; Fabales; Fabaceae.
AAACUUUUUUUUCCACCCACUUUCUCUUAAAAGUUUUACUUACCCACUCAUUUGGUGUUUGUAAAUCCAAAACACUUGGUAGGAUUCUAAACGGAGUGGCAUCGCUGAUCCCCUUCUCCGUAGCAGCUUCUCGACUGCACUCAAUCAUUUUGACGAUUCACUCUUUCGUGAAACAAUUUCGGAUAAAGAUAAACAGGAAACUAAGUUGCUUAUGAUUUGGAUUUGAUGAUUUUUUUUAUAGAAGGCUAGCGUCUUCGCAAGAUGAGUAAAUCAAAAGCAGAUGAGAAGAUUCUCAGCUACAAUGAUGUGGUGCUGAGACGAUCUGAUCUAGACAUCCUCGGUGGUCCAUAUUUUUUGAAUGAUCGAAUUAUCGAGUUUUAUCUGAGUUAUCUUUCGUCAUCCUAUCCCUCUCAGGAUAUCUUGUUGGUUCCACCAUCCAUCGCGUUUUGGGUAAUACAAUGUCCUUUUGCCACGGCUUUAAAAGAUUUCUUAGAGCCUCUUCAUUUGUCUGAAAAGGAACUUGUUUUAUUUCCUGUCAACGAUAAUGAAGACAUUAACACGGCGGAAGGUGGAUCUCAUUGGAGCUUACUUGCAUACUACCGCAACGCGAAUCUAUUUGUUCACCAUGAUAGCUGCAGAAGCUUAAAUUCAGAACCUGCUAAGAAACUCUAUAAAGCUGUUGUGGGAUAUGUGGGAUUAUCUGAAUCAGGAUCCGAGGCCCGCUAUCUGGAAUGCGCGGAUUCGCCUAGGCAAGUGAAUGGUUAUGAUUGUGGCUUAUAUGUCACGGCCAUAGCAAGAGUGAUAUGCGACUGGCAUGUAAAUGGUAAAAAGACUGAUGCGAAUGAUUUGUGGUUCUCUGUCGUGAAGGAACGGGUUACUUCAUCUUCUGUUGACUUCAUGCGAACUGAGAUUCUAGUGUUGAUCAGAGAUCUAAUGGCAAAGCAUUCAGGCCAGCAUGCUCAAGAAUAAAAUCGGGUUUCCACUAAUUCGAUUUUGAAGGCCUCUGAUUUAGUGUCUAGUCUAGCAUAUCCAUGGUUGUUAGCAAGUGAAUACAUUUCUGCAUUUUUCUUGGAACUGUGUACGAAAUUAGAUUUUCUUUACACUUGAAUGUAGCGACAAGCUUUCUAUGUUACAAUGUGAUUAAUGUGAACGAAUGUAGUACAGUUACAUUUUUAUCUACUGUCUUUGUAGUGCAGUGUGCUAGUUUGCUUUA